AUGAGUGCGAACACCUCGAGUUUCGCGAGCUUCCGGCCAAAGCCCAAGCCUGCUCAGGAACUAUCCAAGGAACCCCAACCACACAGCCAAUCUGACCGUACAUCAAAACAAAAAGAUCAACAUAGAAGAACUUCGAAAUCACCAAGUCCACAGAUCCGGGAAACAGACGCGUCUGCAAACAAGCCCUAUUUCAGCGACCGGCGAGGAGACGAGGACGUGUUACGAUAUGGUACCUUGAACCGUUAUGAAAUUCCACCUUACCGUCGAUAUGGUCAUGGAUUCGUCUUGGGCCUUCCAUUGCAGCAGAAGAUUGACCGAGAAUUGUCUACAGACAAGAAAAUAUAUGUUUCGCCUGCCACGCGCCGACGUCAACAGCGCCUACUCACAGACAAAUCUACAAAGCGGUCAGGUGAACGUGCGCUACGUCUAGUAAAAGCCGGAGGCGACGCCUCAGAUCUCAACAAAGACUACGUGCUCUUGUCUGCAACCGGCAAAAGGAAGCGUCACGACAGUGAUACUGAUGAAGAUGACGACGAAGGAACACCAGAAUUCGACUAUCGAGGAAUAGAAGAGCCAAAAUCUGCCGAGCCAGCUGACCCAGAUGCGCAAUAUGAGUCUGAUGUUGAUGUUACGUUUGAUGCUGAAGCCACUCGCACCAACUCGAGACUCGCACGGAGCACCAAAGAGCAUCCUGAAGAUGUCUCAGGGUGGCUGGCGCUGAUCGCUCACCAGGAAGCCAUGCUGAAGCUUGAGCGGCCAUCUGCUGAGCUGACAGUUUCUGACAAAGCCCAUCUUGCUGAUAUACGCAUCGAUAUAUACGGAGAAGCCCUCAAGAAGAUCGGUAAACACCCCGAGGGCCAGCUACAACUUUACAAAGGGCUGUUGAAAGAAGCUGAGAGAGCAUGGGAAGGCGCCAAGCUCGCCAGUAAAUGGAAGGACGUUCUUGUAAAACAUCCAGAAAGCGUCGAACUGUGGAUGAUGUAUCUCGACUUUGUACAGUCGCGAUUCACAACUUUCAAGUACGAGGACUGCCGAGCUAUCUUCUUCAAAUGCAUCGAAACUCUCAGUGCAAGCACACAAAACAUUUCACCUACGGGCCUGCUGCACAUAAUACUGCGCCUUACAUCCAUGACAUAUGAAGCCGGAUACCAGGAGCUUUCAGUAGCAAUUUGGCAAGCUUUAAUUGAAUUCCGUAUUUUACGGCCCGCAGAGGAUGCGACCAUUGACGCAUUUGAGAUGUUCUGGGAUAGCGAGGUAGCACGCAUUGGCGAGCCACAAUCAAAAGGGUGGAAGCAAUACAGUCCAUCAGGCGAGCCUGCAUCGCUUGAGUUUGCCCCCUUGUUGGAGAAGGACUCGUCAGACUCGUUUUUUGAAGAUUUUAAAAAACGCGAAACGGAAGCCACAAGACAACUCGUGUUACCAGGCCGCACGUCUGACGACAUAGCAGAGGAUGAUGCUUUCCAUACCAUUCUCUUCGAUGACGUAGCACCAUACCUGAAGCUUGUUCCCGAACAUGUACCGUCAGGACUACUUGUAGAGGCCUUCCUGUGCUUUUGCGGACUACCUCCUAUACCAAAGUCGGGCGCGCACCAGCAGAGCUGGUGGUCUGAUCCUUUUCUGCAACGCCACUGGUCAUCGUCUCCCCUCAACGAAGAUGAAUCUUCUAACUUUGUACAAUCGCUCAAUCACUUCUCGAAUUGCCCGUCGAAAAGUUUUCAGAUGACAACUGAGCUGUUGUUUGACCAAAGUUUCUCUACAAGUAGCAUCGGACUGGGUACUGAUUUUAUCAGACAACUGCUCAAACUUGUAGCCUCAGACCCAUCGAGUGAAGAUGUCUUUGGGGAGUAUCUUCUUGCGUUUGAGCUUCGAAACUACCCUAAUGAGGCUUUCAAAACAGCAAAGCGACUGCUCAAGGCUCGGCCAUCAAGCUUGCGUCUAUACAAUGCUUAUGGAUUGGUUGAAUCUCGGCUUGGAAACUCGGACAAAGCCGAUCAAGUAUUCCGCACAGUGCUUGCUAUGCAACCAGCCAAAUCAGAAAAUCCAACUCCUCAAUUAUUGGAACUUCUGGACAGCUGGGUCUGGGACGCUCUUCGGAGGGGAGAAAGAAACACUGCACUAUGGCGACUUGUCUCGCCGCACGGCAACCCUCCCGCCGAAACUGCACAAUCGCAACCCGACGAGACUCUCGUAGAUAGUCUUCGUACAAGACUCGCAGAGAUCAGCGAACAAGCCCUACUCGCCCAAGACCACGCUACCGCAAUCCUCAGUACCUCCCUCUCCGCCCUCCUCCUCUACCUCACAAGCUCUUACGACGCCCCUCGCGCCCUAAACCUCCACUCCCACCUCUCAAUCUGGUUCACUUCCCAUGCCACCACUUACUCCUCCUCCGCCGAACUCCACGCGCAAUUCAUAUCUCGCCUCCUCACCUUCCACACCACGCACGCCCCCAUCGUCAAACCCGCCCUCACCCGCUCAACCCUGGAGCCCCUCCUCUCUCGCUUCCCAGACAACACCCUCCUGCUCGCCCUCUACGCCGCAAACGAAUCCCGCUUCUCAAUCGACGACCGUGUCCGCGGCGUAAUGCAGCAUACCGCACUCCAGCGCACCGAAGAACGCAGUAUAGCUGGCUGGGCAUUUGCAAUUCACUACGAGAUGCGAAGGGGAGAGCUCGCGGGCUCGACGGAACAUUCUAUCCGCGCGCUGUAUAAACGCGCCGUCGAAUCUAGCGGCAAGCAUUGUCCUGCACUGUGGAAGGCUUACAUCCAGUUUGAACUCGCACAGCUACGCCGUUUGCAAGAAUCGAGACAGCUGCAAAAUAAGAAACCACGGAGAGAUGGCAAGAAGAGCAAAGCAGAGAUUAGAGUAGAAGACGCGAGACAGAGGGUUGCAGAUACGUUUUAUGCGGGUUUACGCAACUUGCCUUGGUGCAAGGAGGUUGCUAUGCUUGCUUUUGGGGAGGCGGAAGAUGUUUUUGGGGAUGAGGAGAAGUGGAGGGUUUGUAGGGUUUUGGUGGAGAAGGAGAUGAGGGUUUUUGUUGAGGUGGAUGAUGAUGCGGCAUGGGAGGUUGCGAGGGAGAAGGGGUGGACGGUUUGA
This is a messenger RNA of Bipolaris maydis ATCC 48331, 3093 nucleotides long. Its product is annotated as NRDE-2, necessary for RNA interference-domain-containing protein. Gene Ontology annotation, molecular function: protein binding. Gene Ontology annotation, cellular component: catalytic step 2 spliceosome. The record is from RefSeq and is a predicted model, not a curated record. Gene Ontology annotation, biological process: negative regulation of RNA catabolic process; RNA processing; regulatory ncRNA-mediated heterochromatin formation. Lineage: Eukaryota; Fungi; Ascomycota; Dothideomycetes; Pleosporales; Pleosporaceae.